Trypanosoma grayi is the source of this 453-nucleotide messenger RNA. RefSeq lists its product as hypothetical. Gene Ontology annotation, cellular component: membrane; intracellular membrane-bounded organelle. Lineage: Eukaryota; Euglenozoa; Kinetoplastea; Trypanosomatida; Trypanosomatidae. The transcript has a single exon. The coding region runs from base 1 to 453 and encodes 150 amino acids. Gene Ontology annotation, molecular function: heme binding. The record is from RefSeq and is a predicted model, not a curated record.
AUGACGUCAACGGAGGCAGCGGCCCGACAGAAUAGGAAGCCGGGCAUGCUCGUCGUAAUGCGUGUGGUUGGUGUGCUGGCGGUAGUGUUGGCGGCUAUUCAUAUUGCGCUGUUGCUUCUCUUCACCGGUGAAGAGGAGCAUGAGAAGCCGACGAGGUUGACGAAGGAGGCUGGUGUGCGAAGCUUUUUUACCGCAGCUGGCAAUUUCCACUGCCCCCCAACAACGAACUACACGCCAGAGGAGGUUGCACAGCACGCAUCCGAGGCAGACCUUUGGGUGGUGGUCGACAAGAAUGUUCUUGAUAUGAGUACCUUUGUGCGGCAUCAUCCUGGCGGACUUCUGAUUAUGGAGGCUGCGGGGGGUGCUGACGCUGCAGAUCUCUUCGCGCAGCACCACAGCCCGUCGACAGUGCAGCUUUUCCAAAAGUACUGCGUUGGGCAGCUGAAGGAGUAG